CCGUAUCAAUCAAAUAAAUCAAAAAUUUAUAGACACUAAGUCUUUCUCUUCCUUAUGAGUUACAAGCAAAACUCUUGAAUCGUGAGUUACGAUUCAUCACCAGAUCAUGAAUUUGAUUGUCAUCCCCGCCCCUAACAAACACAACAUUUAGAGAAGCCGAAACUAGCUCUUCCACCAAUUAGAGAAAAAAACCCAUGCAUAAAGAUACGUCCAACUAUCAGAACAUGAAAAAGCAGCAAAAGGAAAGCGGAUAGAAUUGUUUAAGGCCACGAAUGCAUCGAUCAGUCCAGACAUCACUGUACCGCCAGGUGGAAGCAUCCAUGGCGCCACCUGUCCAAAACCGUCAAGCCCACAAUGAGAUGAGAAAGAGCGUGGCCUCAGCUUUCAUUAUAGCGGCGGCCGUUAGGCCACUUGAUCGGUAUAUCUGCGUUGUUGCAUCACUCCCAUCACAUCUAUCCACAUAUCACAAUUUGUUCGGCGGUGGCUCCUCCUAAAUCAAACUGAAAUGUUUGGCCUCUCUGCUUUUGCUUCUGUGGAGAGCACAGCUCUAGGCGGGAUCAGGCCACACAGAUAAGGAACAAAAGCACGGCCCUCUCUUUCCAUGAAGGAAUACAACAAUCCACAGGGAUCAAAACCUUUCCAUCCUAUUCCUUCCUUCCUCUCGAUCGUGGAUUCGGGAAAUUGGCCUGGCCGUCACUUUCCGUUUUGUGGAAUAAAAAGCAGCCACCCCGCCCUUUUUUCUCCUUUGCUUCUUCGCAUUAACAACUUCCCAUUUCUCUUCCAGAGGCAGAGAUUCUUCCACCCCCCCCCCCCCCCCCCCCCCCCCCCCCCCCCCGUAUAUAUCCUUCUCUUUUAAAGAAACCCAUAAAUUGGUUUUCUUCACAUCCUUUCCAUUCCUCCACAAUAGGAGAGACAGAGAGAUGUGUCUCCAAGUUGUCCCUCCUCCUGCGUUUGGCCGCCGUCAUCGUCAUCAUCAUCAUCUGGUGCAUGGGAUUGGUGGUCAUGUGGCGGAGGAUGCAGGGGAGGCAGCAGAGAGAGUUAUAAUCGCCGGUGGUGGAGAUGGAGGAGGCGGUGGCGGGAUGAUGAGGUGGUGCGUGUGCUCGCCGACGACGCACCCGGGAUCUUUCCGGUGCAGGUAUCAUCGAGCUGGUUAUGUAUGGGGCGCCGCAGCCAGCAGAUCAAUGGCUACCGCCACCGCAGAAGCAUGCACAUGAUCAAGACAGCGUUGUUUGUAUAAGUAUGCUAAAAUCAGAGACCAAUUACAUGCUGUUAUUUGCUAUCUUAUCUUCUCUGUUCUUCUAAUCACAGAACAAGAGAAAAUCUCUGUAAUUAAAAACAGGACAUCCAUGAUGAAAAGCUGAAGCUUGAAUGGAUAGGUGCAUAUAGCAACUAUGGAAAUGUCAGGGGAUGCCAUUGGUGAAUCUUUGUGAAGAAAGGCAAAGCCCAAAUCCUUUCCAGGCAGACCGAGCUGUUCAAUACUCUAUAAUCCCUGCUCUUAAGGUUUCAGUAUCAGUGUAUCACCCAUCUGUUGAUUAAUGAAUUCUCUCAAUUCGAAGGAAGUUAUGGGUUGAUUGGAAAUGAAGAUGACUUUAGCUA
Messenger RNA from Linum trigynum, 1596 nucleotides. Lineage: Eukaryota; Viridiplantae; Streptophyta; Magnoliopsida; Malpighiales; Linaceae. The record is from the annotation of a GenBank genome assembly.